AUGGCCAGGGUCUCCUGCGGGUCAGUGCUGGCUGGCUGCUCACUUGACCACUGUCUGGAGGAAACUGGCCCAGACACAGCCAGCCAAGCACAAAACCCUGCUCACUGUCCUUCCUUGGCUGAUUUCUGGGCCCUCUUGGCAGCCUGCCACAGACACAGCAGGAAACCUCUGUUGCCGAAGAAGUUCAGACAGGAACUAGCCCAGAACGCCCGGCUGCUGCGCACGUCCCGCGGGGACUACCGCGACCACCAGGACCCCAGCAAAAUCCCUGAGAUGACAGGCAGCAACAUCAACAGCACAGAGGAGAAAAAGCAAAGCAAAUCACAGCAGCUGAAAAAGGUUUUUCAAGAAUACGGCGCUGUUGGCGUGUCACUGCACAUCGGAAUCUCACUGGUCUCCUUGGGCAUAUUUUACAUGGUAGUUUCAAGUGGUGUGGACAUGUCUGCAGUCCUGCUUAAACUGGGAUUUAAAGAGUCGCUGGUACAGUCAAAAAUGGCAGCAGGCACAAGUACCUUCGUGGUGGCCUAUGCGAUCCACAAGCUGUUUGCACCAGUGAGAAUCAGCAUCACCCUAGUCUCUGUGCCCUUGAUUGUCAGAUAUUUUCGGAAAGUGGGAUUUUUUAAACCUCCAGCUGCGAAACCUUAAUGAACUCUUCCAUCAUAGGCACCGAAAACCUAUUUCUUUUAAAUUACACAAUUUGGAUUGGUUGUAGGUUAUAGGGUUUAUUUGGGGGGGGUACAGGGAGCUAAUUGCUAAGUUCUUGUGGAUAAAUUUUACUUUUGCCAGCAAAAGUCAGGCUUUUGAAUAAUUAUAUUUUGCUUCAUACAUUUUGUUAAUGCUGUUCAUCACAGGACUUGUAGACAUACUCUUAAAUGUCACAAAUGAGUUAACAUCUCAAAACAAAGUGGCCCAUAAAAUGUUCCUUCUGGAAAGAUCUUCCUUCUGAAAGAUCUUUGGUGAAGAUCUGUAAAAGC
This is a messenger RNA of Carlito syrichta (Philippine tarsier), 974 nucleotides long. RefSeq names its product family with sequence similarity 210 member B (gene MIMS2). The coding region runs from base 1 to 645 and encodes 214 amino acids. The transcript has 4 exons. The record is from RefSeq and is a predicted model, not a curated record. Gene Ontology annotation, cellular component: mitochondrion. NCBI's taxonomy places the organism in Eukaryota, Metazoa, Chordata, Mammalia, Primates, Tarsiidae.